This is a messenger RNA of Megalopta genalis, 5182 nucleotides long. Lineage: Eukaryota; Metazoa; Arthropoda; Insecta; Hymenoptera; Halictidae. The record is from RefSeq and is a predicted model, not a curated record.
CACGGCUGAUGCACGGCUGCGGUUCGAAAGGGUCUUAUAUACAUAUAUUUGUUGCACAAUUUCCAGUUCUCUGUACGGCGAACAAAACGGUCCAACGAUAUGUACAGCCCACGCGAGCAUUUCGAAAUAAGAGGUGCAAGUAGAAACGGUGUGCCAUAAACGAACGCUUCAAUCGAAUCAUACCGCGUGGCAUUAAACUGCCGAAUUAAUUAAAAUUUUCAGUCAUGCAACGCGAUGCAUUUCAACAGUUUUACCGACCUUUGAAUUAAAGCGAGCAUUUAAAUCGCUUUGCUUGCCGGAAGUUGGCGACCACAGGAGGAACCGUGAUUAUUUUGGAAGAUUGGAGACGACUCAGGCGAUUGUACAAGACAAUUGACAAGGACUGGUGAACUUUAAUCGAUCGUGGCAGCAAGCCGUCGAGAUUCGUCCGAGCAAUUAGCGGCCGGGUUCGACGGGCAUUAACUGGUUCCCCUGACAUCCUAACGAGGAAAUAGCGCCAUCAACCGGAACGUCCUCGAGCUACCACAAAGAACCCUCGUAAAUUCCGUGCUGAUCGCAUACGAUAAAUACGAGUUAAUGUGCAUCGAGAAGCGUCGGGACAAUUAACGACGUUCUUAAUGGGUCUUAGCGAAGCGGCGGACCUAGGUCGCUCUGGUAGCACUCGAGCUCGCUGGAUCAGAGGGGUUGUUCAGCCGUGCCGAUGAAUUGCUGGGACUUCGGUUUUGGGUGUGAAUAAACGCGAGAUAGUCUCUCGAAAGGGAGGGCAGCAGGGCCAAGAGGCGUCGCGACGCGCCGCGAGCGUCGGUUUCUUCGGCAUUGGUGGAAAGGGUAAUGGCGGUAUUGAUUGGCAGCGGAACUUGACCGCGCAAGCUCUCUCUGUCUCCUGCCCUCAAUGAAAUGACGCGCUUACAUAUGGAGCCACGACGGACGGGACGACGAUAAAAACCUGUGGAUACCACACCUGGCCGACACCUGGCAGUCGUCACGGUGACGAUGACACCGUCCCUCUGCACCUGCACAUGGCUGCUGUUACCCUGUUGCGUACUCGUCACCCUCUCCACCGGGGAGCUCAAGUUUUAUCGAGAUGAAGUCCCGGAAACCUCGGAGAACGCCUUGUUGAGGCAAUUAGUCAAAUACAUCGAGUCUCAAGGUCGGCAGUUUCGGUUGUCGAUGCUGCUGGCCAACCAGGACCACUGGAAGCGACAGAUGGAGGUGGACCGUCAGAAGAAGAGCAGCCUUGUGGAAGCUUUAACGAACAACGAGCGGAUCGACGAGACGCCACGAGGAAUGGAGUACUACCCUUCGGUCUACCUGCCCAAGUACUUCCCGCCAUCCGACAGGAACAAUCUCUACGACAGCCUCCUCGAGUAUCUCAACUACAACUUGCCUUAUCCGCCGCGCGAGAACAGCGACGAGGAACCGAGCUUGCCAGACGAGGACUACGAGUACGACCAGGCGGAGUCCUUCAAGCGCCCGCCCUACGAUGCUCCAAACCGUUUCGACAAAGGGAUGAAGGAGGAGCCGUUGUCCGAGUACCAGGGCAUCUACAGAAGCGGCUUGAUCAAGCAAGGUGGCCGGAAGCUGCAGAAGCCGCAGCCGGUCCAGCCGGAAUUCACUUUCCAGUUCGACGACGCAAACCUGAUGGAGAAACACCCUUUCGCGUUGAAGCCGAACGAUCCCAGAUACUAUCAGGACGCUCCGUUCGACUCUGGAGACACUGAUCGCUCGAAUGUCGAAAAAACUGUGCAAAAUGAGACGCAGCCGGAACAGAGCAACGUUAAGAUCGACAAAACGCAUAGACUGCACGAGGAGAACGUGAGGAACGGCGAGUUGCAGAUGAAGGAAUCUCCGGUGAUCAUUUUGUCGGAUCUGCAGCGGCGCACAUACAAUCCUUUGGUUGUGCCUCUAAACCCCACUUUGAACAAUGAUAUAUAUUUUAUCGCUAUCGUUGCCGGCUGCAGUGCGGCUGCCAUGUUUGCCCUCGUGUUGAUUACAUUGACCUGGUGCAGAUUGAAACGGGGCGCAAAAGCAGCAGCAGACAUAGAAUACCCAGCGUAUGGUGUUACAGGGCCGAACAAAGAGGUUUCACCCUCUGGAGACCAAAGGCUCGCGCAAUCCGCGCAAAUGUACCAUUUUCAACACCAAAAACAACAAAUCAUCGCUUUAGAAAAUCGUGUUUCUGCAUCCAGAGAUCCUGGGUCCGUCUCUGAAGCAGAGAGCGAAGAGGAGAACGAAGAGGGAGACUACACUGUCUACGAGUGCCGAGGAUUGGCUUCUACCGGCGAGAUGGAGGUGAGAAAUCCAUUAUUCCAUGACGACCCUACACCAGUGACACCGCAUAAAUGAAGAAAACAAGAAGAGGACCACAUCUAGUUUGAGUAAAAUUAAACACUUACUUUUAAAUAACCUUUUCCCCCGGUGCUUAGCUCACUGUUAAUGUACCAUAUCGGAAACAUUUAUCUAUAUAUUGAAUGUAUACAACUUUAAUACUUACCGUGACACAGGAAGUCAAAAUGUAAAGUUAAGUAAACGGGGUCCGACGGGUGUAAGGGGGUGGGGGAUCACCUGGAGUCUCUGGUGAUAAUGAGGUCACUUUUGCGUUUUCAGCAAGGGAUGAAUUUACUGCGGCUAGACGAAAAAAAAAACAGAACGGCAAAGGUUUCGGCCGCCGUUCACGGACUAUAUAUCUGUGUUUGUUUGAGAACACAAUAUUUUUUAAACUCCAUGAUGUACUAUAGUUUGUACUUUCAUAGCAAGUAUGGUUAGCCAUAUGAUUAACAAUUAUUUUUCUACACACCGUUACUGACUUGCAACUUAGAGUACGGAUUGGAGGCCAUAUUUUACUAUCACAUUCGAUCCCACUUUACACCAACAGAUCCGCUUGAUUUCCGGAAAUUCGGUCGACGAUCCUGCGAGGUAUUAACCAGUAUUGAUCCUUUUGUUCCGUUCAUAUCAAUUAAUUGCUAAUUAAUUAUUAGUGAGUCGCGAAUGAGCAGAUUUAGUGGGAAGACGUCGGAAUUUUUAAACAGGCUUUUUAGUCGACUUACAUGUGUAUCGGUAAAAUGACUGCGGAUUUUAUGCAUUUACGUUUUAGUGAUUACUACUGAUCAAGUUUUAGUAAAUUUUUUAUUUUAGUAGGAGCCUAUUGAAGCUCUUAAUAAAGUGCACAAAUUUGUCUUUGAUUUCAGUUUUCAUAGAUUUAUAUAUAUAUAUAUAUAUUUGAAUAAGGAUUCGCAGCCUGCGUAGAAAUUAUGGGAUCAUGCAAUUGGCACAACAAACUUUUAACAACAAAGAGUUUACACAAACUAUCUGGUGAAUUAGAAAUGUUUAAUUAUUUAAAAUUUUCAAGGAUAUUAUGUUACGAUUGAUAAGAUCACAUCGAAUGAUUUUUAUUGAAAAUCAAAAAACAAGGUUUUCUUUGAUUUUCAUUCUGUACAAGUUGUUGAAGUAAUUUAAACUGCGUGACCCUGGCUGCAUAUACCUUACACGAGUUAUCCUGAUCGUGCGAAUUUAUAUCACAGGGUAUCUAUGUAACUGUGUUUAUUGUAUUCGAUGAUUUCUCCAUAAAAUGGAGAUGCAUAAUAUUUAACACGUUGACAGAAUUGUUUGUUUAUAUUUGAAAAUUAAUUACUGUGCUGACAGACGCAGCUAACUAACAUUGCUUCCGCAGAAAUUAGGCGAGGAUCAGAAGAACAAUUAAUACCCGUAAAUAUCUUAAUUGCUGUGAGUCAAUCUAGUUUUGUCCAGUUUCUGUGGUCAACGUGUUAAACGAUGAUUCGACGAUCGAGAGUCUAGUUAGGGAAAGGAAAAGAUUCUGUCUUCGUAUACAGAUCUAUGUAUUGCGUUAUAUCAUAAGUAACAAUUUAUUUAGACAUUGUUGUAUCCGCGUCUCGCUUUCUGUUUGCAUGCGCUGUUACUUCUGCUAUUGUUGCCGGAACUUACAUUUCGCAAACGAGAAAUUCUGUAUAUACGUUUGUUAGAGAGAAACAGAGAGAGGGGGAGGGGAAGAAAGAAAGAGAAAUAGAGAGAGAGAGAGAGAGAGAGAGAGAGAGAACGAGGUACAGAAAAGGAGGGAGCAAAACCAAAAAAAAGGAACUGGACCUUUAAUAUCGACUAAUAUACAUAUGGAUAUAUAUCAUUGAUUGGCUUGAUGCGAUAAUACGUAUUUUAUUUUUCUAUGAUACUUAUAAACUGUUAAUUAUGAAGACAGUUCUAUGAUGGAAGAGCCUAUUAUCGUAACCGAGAUGACGAGAUAGAGAAAUGAUUAUUUAUUUUGACAAACUUGAAGCACUUACCUGUAAUUAGCGCCGACUAACUUAACCAGGGUUACUAUUUAUACGUUCCAGUAACCCGCGAGAACACUAUAAUGAAACAAAAUGCAACUUCCAGAGGCUUGUCUGCCUGGAACGUCAAUCAUGCGACCACUGACAGUCAAUGACCCACCUGAAUACCAACAACGUCUGUUGGAAGCAUUUUAACAUUAUCCUAAUCCAUUUGAAAUUUUCAUUUUCGUUAAAAGGCCCGGGACAUUAGCUGUUAAAUAUUUUCUUGAAAAAUCAUCCACCGUUUCAUUGAAUUUUUUCCUUUUCAAUAAUAACUUAAAUAAUUCUUUCGAGACUAUUGUAUAAAUACUAUCCUCCUUAUGAUUCUGUACAGUGCUGAAAAUAUUAAUAAUUUCAAUAACGUAAUAGUAAUGAUUUGCGCAGCAAAUUUUUCUAAAACAUUUUAUCGUCUGUUUUGUUGAGCUGUUACUAAUAUUGUUUCUAAUCAUUCUGUUGAGAUCGCGCUGAAAAUUUCAAUGGAUCAUUUUCUGGGUGGGAUGAUAGACAGAGGAUCGAAUCAGAUUGGCAGCAUAAAUUUAUCGUUAGCCUUUCUAUGCCUUUACAGCACUGCAUCGUCUAUUACAAUGAAUUCGUUGGAUUUUAUAGAGAGGACACUAUGAAAGGACAAUCUGUGUACAAAUAGACUACUGUAUAGUGAUUUGUAGCAUGAUUGUAUGUGUUGUGAGCUGUAGCAUAGGCGCAAUCAGACCGUUGCGAUUCGUGUCCGCGGUAUGUUCCGUAAAUGUGUACACGUUACCAUUGUUAUUUUCGUUCUUCCAUUAAUCUGAACCUGGUGUAAUAUAUAAAUGAUAAAUAAUGUAUUAUUAUUUUAUUAAAUAAAUUGUUUAUUUUGUAAAGAA